Bombus pyrosoma is the source of this 2926-nucleotide messenger RNA. RefSeq names its product DNA replication licensing factor Mcm2 (gene Mcm2). Lineage: Eukaryota; Metazoa; Arthropoda; Insecta; Hymenoptera; Apidae. Gene Ontology annotation, biological process: double-strand break repair via break-induced replication; mitotic DNA replication initiation; DNA replication. The record is from RefSeq and is a predicted model, not a curated record. The coding region runs from base 180 to 2813 and encodes 877 amino acids. Gene Ontology annotation, molecular function: single-stranded DNA binding; ATP binding; single-stranded DNA helicase activity. The transcript has 15 exons. Gene Ontology annotation, cellular component: MCM complex; nucleus.
UCAUAGUUAUUUGUGAAGAAUUGUUGGUAUGACAAAACAGUAUCCCUAAAGGAAAUUCCCGCCAAUUCCUACCUUUUGGUUUGAGUCUUAGAACCGAAAAAGUGAUACUUCAAAUCUACUUUACAUUUUUAUUCAAAAAUUUAUUUAACUGUCAUCCCGAUUCUUUUAAUACAAGCGUAAUGGAUUCUAGUAGCCCAGCACGCUCUGAUAGACAUACAGAGGCAAUGACAUCUCCUGCACCAGAAAUAGAUGAACCAUUUGAAGAUGAAGCAGAUUUACUUGGUAAUGACAAUGAUGUUAAUCAGGAAGAAGAAGAAGAAGAAGGAGAAGAAUUAUUUGGAGAUAAUAUGGAAGCUGAUUAUCGUCCAAUGCCAGCAUUAGAUAGAUAUGAUCCAGAUGUAGUGGAUGAUGAAGAGUACUCAGAAAUGUCUCAAGGAGAACGUGCAGUUGCUGAAGCCAUUAUGCUUAAAAGAGACAGAGCUGCAGGAAUUAUCAGAGAUGAUAGAUAUUUACUUUAUGAUGACAGUGAUGAAGAAGAAACACAUGCCCGUAAAAGGCGUAUGGCUGAAAAAGCAGCAGUAGGUGAGAUAGAAGAUACAGAGAUGAUUGAAUCUAUUGAGAAUUUGGAAGAUACAAAAGGUCAUUCAGUUAAAGAGUGGGUGUCUAUGUUAGGACCAAAAACUGAAAUCUCCAAUCGUUUUAAAAGUUUUCUUCGUACACAUACUAAUUCAAAAGGACAAUAUAUGUACAAAGAACGAAUUCGUCACAUGUGCGAGAGUAAUCAAUCUAGCUUUGUUGUGGAGUUCCCUAUCCUUGCUAGUAAAGAACAUGUUUUGGCUUAUUUUCUACCAGAAGCUCCAUUUCAAAUGUUAGAAAUAUUUGAUGAAGUUGCAAAGGAACUAGUACUAAAUAUAUUUCCCAGCUAUGAAAGAGUUACUGGUGAAAUUCAUGUCAGAAUAUCAGAACUGCCAUUAAUAGAAGAAAUUCGUACAUUUAGGAAAUUACAUUUGAACCAAUUAGUACGUACUCUAGGAGUUGUUACUGCAACCACAGGAGUAUUACCACAAUUGUCUGUUGUAAAAUAUGACUGUACAAAGUGUGGAUAUGUACUUGGUCCUUUUGUACAGCAUCAAAACACUGAAGUUAAACCUGGCUCAUGCCCUGAAUGUCAAAGCAUUGGACCUUUUAUGAUUAAUAUGGAACAAACAAUAUACAGAAACUAUCAAAAAAUUACAAUUCAAGAAUCACCAGGCAAAAUUCCCGCAGGGAGAAUACCCAGAAGCAAAGAAUGUAUUCUUUUAUCAGAUCUCUGCGAUCGCUGUAAACCUGGAGAUGAAGUAGACGUUACCGCUAUUUAUACGAAUAAUUACGAUGGUUCCUUGAACACAGAACAGGGUUUUCCUGUAUUUGCAACGGUCCUUCUUGCUAAUCAUUUACAAGUAAAAGAUUCGAAAGAAAUUGUAGAAUCCUUAACCGAAGAAGAUAUUUCUAGUAUCAUUAAUUUAAGUAAAGAUCAUCGAAUUUUGGAUCGCAUUGUCGCAAGUAUUGCGCCUUCAAUUUAUGGUCACGAAUAUAUAAAAAGAGCUUUAGCUUUAGCAAUAUUUGGAGGCGAAUCAAAAAAUCCUGGUAACAAACAUAAAGUAAGAGGAGAUAUUAAUGUGUUAUUAUGUGGAGAUCCAGGAACAGCUAAAUCUCAAUUUUUGAAAUAUGUUGAAAAAAUUGCACCAAGAUCAGUAUUUGCAACAGGUCAAGGAGCUUCAGCUGUGGGAUUGACUGCUUUUGUAAGAAGGUCGCCAACUACUCGAGAAUGGACAUUAGAAGCUGGCGCCUUAGUCCUUGCCGACAAUGGAAUCUGUCUUAUUGAUGAAUUCGAUAAGAUGAAUGAUCAAGAUAGAACAUCUAUUCACGAAGCUAUGGAACAACAAAGUAUUUCUAUUUCAAAAGUGGGAAUUGUUACAUCACUUAAUGCUAGAUGUUCAGUAAUAGCUGCAUCCAAUCCUAUUGGAGGCAGAUAUGAUGCUAGUAUGACAUUUUCAGAAAAUGUGGAUUUAUCAGAACCAAUUUUGUCUCGUUUUGAUAUUCUUUGUGUAGUAAAAGAUGAAAUAGAUCCUAUGCAAGACCGGCAUUUGGCUAAAUUUGUUGUGAAUUCUCAUAUCAGACAUCAUCCGUCAAAUACAGGAAAAGUAACAUCAACAACACAAGAAAAGACAAAUGAUAUAUCUAUUCCACAAGAUCUUUUAAAAAAAUACAUAGUUUAUGUGCGACAAAACAUUCAUCCUAAAUUAACAAAUAUUGAUCAAGAUAAGGUAGCAAAAUUAUACAGCCAAUUAAGACAAGAAAGUUUGGCCACUGGAAGUUUACCAAUUACCGUACGACAUAUAGAAAGUAUUAUACGUAUGGCCGAAGCAAGUGCUAAAAUGCAUUUACGUGAUCACGUUCAAGAAGGUGAUAUUAAUCUUGCUAUCAGAAUGAUGCUUGAUAGUUUUGUUGAUACACAAAAAUAUUCGGUAAUGAAAAGUAUGCGCCAGACAUUCCAGAAAUAUCUGUCAUAUAACAAAGAUCACAGUGAACUUCUGUAUUAUAUACUUAGGCAGCUUACAUUAGAUACUUUAGCGUUUCAAAAAGCGAUACACGGAAAUUGUAUUACAACGAUUGAAGUUUCAGAAAAAGACUUAUUGGAUCGGGCUAGACAAAUUGAUAUAUGCAAUCUUCAUCCAUUCUAUGAAAGUGAGAUUUUCAAAUCAAAUAAUUUCCUUUAUGAUGCAAAGAGAAAAGUAAUAAUACAAACACUUCCUGAAGGAAUUGAUGACUAAUGAAACACAAAAAUUGUCAGAAUAAAAUCAUAAUUUUAUUUACAACAUGAUAAUAUUUGUUAUAUAAACAUAAACUUAUACAGUGAAUUAUGUUUGGAUGUAAUAGUUCAAUA